UUUUGCCAGGUAGUGAGUGAUUGGGGAAAAGGCUGGACCAAACGGUCUGGGGUUCGCAUAUAAAACCUUCUCCAAAUACGUCUCCAUCAUAUUCAUAUCAUAUAUAGCCUACACAGACUCGGUCUGCUGAAGUCAAGAUGCUCGGGAGCGAUGUACUGUUGUGCUUCAUCUUCUACAGCACGCUCUUAAUCUUAAAGAUGUACAUCAUUGCUAUCAUUACGGGACAAGUGAGACUUCGGAAAAAGGCGUUUGCUAAUCCCGAGGACGCCGACAGACACGGAGGUGUGCAGUUCUGCCGCAUCGAUCCAUACGUGGAGCGCUGUAGGAGAGCACAUUGCAAUGAUAUGGAGAACAUUUUCCCCUUUUUAUUUCUCGGAGCCGUCUAUUCCAUGACAGGUCCCUCGUAUGCAGUAGCACGACUUCAUUUUCUGGUCUUCUUCCUGGGUCGAGUCGUUCACAGCAUAGCAUACCUGUUGGCACUUAAAGCACCGACGCGUUCAUUUGCCUAUGUCAUCGCUCAGGUGCCUUGUGUUUCCAUGGCAAUACAGAUACUCAUGGAAGUAGCCUCAUUCGCAUAACCCUGUCAAAUAUGGAGUCCUGUGAUUGGUCAAGACUUCUAGUUACAACUAUGAUGCGGAAUGGUGCUUUGAUGGACUUGCGGCCUCUCAAAAUUUCACUUGAUGACUGACAAUUAAUAGCUCUGCUCUUAAAUCACAACAUUCAUUGCUGUCAUUUUAGUACUGGACACUAGGGUUUGUAUUGAUGCAAUGUAUAUUGUUGUAUUGCCAUUCAAAUGAAGGUUAUUUAAUGUUAUUUUCUUUUUUUCCCCAUGAUCAUGUUUGCAUAUACUCGUCAUAUUUAUAUAUUUGAAACAACAGACCUUAAAGCCCAUUCACACCAAGGACAAUAACAAUAAAGAUAUAGUUCUAAAAAUCAAUCUAAAUAUAAAAGAAUAGCAGAGUCCGCACCUCAACUACAGUAUAAUGUUAACGACUUAGGGAAACGGUAUUGUUAGAAUCACUUUCAGAAUGAAUUUUUCCAGCUGAUGAACGAUAAAAACAUUCAAAAGUCAAUCCGAAUCCAUCCUGCUCCAGCAUUUAAAGCGGCAGACGAAAACUGCAGCGUGAUCUCAUCCACUGAUGCUGAUGCUAAUAUAGUUGUUAUAGUUAUGUUCUUGGUGUGAAUAGACCUUUAAUCUCCUUGAAUGGACCUCCAGUCUACAGCACAGCCAUUAUUUUCAAGAAUUUAAAUGACCACCAUCUUUUCACUUUCAUACUGCAAAGUUUACACAAGCAAUAACUGCUGAGGUCAGUUCAGAGUCCACGUGAGUGACUGUUCCACAAAAACUUGUAAAAUUCCUCUGUUAUUGAACCAUAAGCCCUGCAGAGCCCAGGCUUUUCAAAUUUAUUGUAGCGUUAAACAAACGCUGUUGCACAACCACUGCCCUUUCCUCUUUGCCCACUGGGCUUUGGGUUUACUGCAUUUCAAACACAGCCGGGUGCUUUGCCUGUCCUCAAGAACGAUGCAUACAGCAUGCAAACCUAGUGUUUUAGGUGAACAAGCUUUUAUUUUAGGUUAAGGUUUUGGUAAUUCAUCACACAGUGCUUUUAUUAUAUAUGUAUAUAUAUAUAUGUAUUAUUUUUUUAAGGUGUAACUUAUUUUGAUUUUUUCUAAUAUUGUAUCGUUUGUGUAGUGAUGUUUAUAAAGAGAUGAUGAGAAAAUCAUAGUUUUUAUAAUAAAGGAAUAAUGAAA
Messenger RNA from Megalobrama amblycephala (Wuchang bream), 1752 nucleotides. It is a transcript of the gene ptges, whose product is annotated as prostaglandin E synthase. The coding region runs from base 138 to 578 and encodes 146 amino acids. NCBI's taxonomy places the organism in Eukaryota, Metazoa, Chordata, Actinopteri, Cypriniformes, Xenocyprididae. The record is from RefSeq and is a predicted model, not a curated record. The transcript is spliced from 3 exons. Gene Ontology annotation, molecular function: prostaglandin-E synthase activity. Gene Ontology annotation, biological process: prostaglandin biosynthetic process. Gene Ontology annotation, cellular component: membrane.